CCUUGAAUUAGCACGUGUAACUACAUUGGUGUGUGAACGCGACGGUCUCCGUUAUAACAUGUAAACAAGUCGUAUUGCGGCUGUAGCAAACGUAUACGGUUUCAGGUGCAGUAGCUUUUUUUCGUUAGAAUUAACUCGCGAUGGAUGAUAACUUCCCGGACAGUGCAUCCGACGAUGGUGGAUUCGAUUUGCGGCAGGAGAUAGCGCGCAGUGCAUUCGCAGACAUGUGCCAUGACUGGGAACGCAAUCAGAAGUACGACCGGGCACUACAGCUAACGAUAGCCCGAUUGCAUGCCGCUGGGCAGCAAGCACACGUGCUGGACAUCGGUACCGGCAGUGGACUACUCUCGAUGAUGGCUAUCCGGGCGGGUGCCGACAGUGUAGUUGCAUGUGAAGCAUUUCGUCCGAUGGCUGAAUGUGCGGAAAAGGUCAUCGAAGCGAACGGAAUGAAGGAACGUAUACGGCUGGUGAAAAAACGCUCCACCCAACUGUCGGUCGGUUUGGGGCAGGAUAUGGAACGGCGAGCGAACGUGCUGGUGACGGAACUGUUCGAUACCGAGCUGAUCGGUGAGGGAGCCCUCGGGACCUACCGACACGCCUUACAGCAUCUGCUGACGGAUGAUGUACUGACGAUACCGCACCUAGCGACCGUAUACGCGCAAGUGGUCGAGUGUCCGCUAGUGCUUGGUUGGCAACAGCUAAAGACACUCUCGAACGCUGACGGUGACAUUUUGCUGCGUGUUCCACCGGAAGUGGCGUCCUGCCGUGGGUCUAGCGCUGUAUUCGACAUCCAACUGAGCCAGCUGCCGGUGGCCAGCUUUAAUCCGCUAACAGAUCCCGUACCCGUGUUCCAGUUCCGCUGGAACAAACACGAUGCGCUGGUAAACGAUCGAAGUGAGAAAAACGUUUGCAAAGCGCGAACAUCCGGUUUCCCCCAGGCUGUCUUUAUGUGGUGGGAUUUAACAAUGGACAGCGAAGGCGACGUGCUGCUAAGCUGUGCUCCGUAUUGGGCUCACCCGGACCACGCCACCCUAAAGCAAAACCAAACUGAAGCACGAAAACAACGCAUACCUGAAGGGAAUUUCAUUCCGUGGCGGGAUCACUGGAUGCAGGCCGUCUACUUUUUACCCCCGGCCAAGAUUCCUCUCGAACGUGGUCAAGAGUUUGCGCUGCAAUCGUACCACGACGAGUAUUCGCUAUGGUUUGCGAUAGGAGAACAAGCGUGCUCAAACCCGAUCGACGCACCACACUGUACCUGCGGAUGGCACAUCGCGCAGUCUCGAUCACGCAUUGGGCAGCUUAAUGAUAGUCUGCGCAACAAGCGCUACUUGAACUACUUCGAGCGAGUAUUUUCAAGCGAUUCCGUCGUGCUGGUGCUUAGCGAAGGUUCGCUGCUUGGCCUCGCGGCAGCUCGGAUGGGUGUAAAGAAGGUGCUGCUGUACGAACCGAAUGCAAUAUCACGCCGCUGCAUGGAAGCGUUUGUAGAGCACAACAGUGUACCGAAUGUGCAGUUCCUGUCGUCGGCAGAUGCACUCGGACCCGGCGACGCUGCGACCGUUACGCACGUUUUUGCCGAACCACACUUUCCUUCGGCAAUUUUGCCCUGGGACAACUUGCACUAUGGAGAUUUGUUGAAAAACCUCCGCCCGAUGCUUCCUGCCACCGUCACAGUGAUUCCCUCGUCCGGUACGCUUUACGCACUGCCGGUGGAGUUUUUAGACUUGCAGAAAAUCAACGCCCCACUCGGCACAUGUGAAGGUUUCGAUCUUUCGCUGAUGGAUCGUCUAAUCGAACAACACUCCUCGUAUGCCGAUUCACCGAUCGAAGCGCAACCUCUGUGGGAAUAUCCGUCCUACCCAUUGGCUGGUGCGAUUCGUUUGAUGGAGCUGGAUCUGGUGGCGGAUUUUGAGCAAUCGAAGCUUCAGCGAGGUGAAAUGCGCGUUUCGGAACCGGAUCGAUUGAACGGCAUAGCGAUAUGGAUCGAUUGGCAUCUGGAUGGGAGCCACAGUCCAAAAACGACCAUAUCGAGCGGACCACUUGUACCGGUCGAGGAGGCAUCCGAUGAACCGAUACGGUGGAAUGCAAAUUGGCGGCAGGGCGUCCAUCUGCUGCGGAAGCUACCGAACCGAAAGGGAAAAAUUCCUUGGACUGUAAAGUUCAAUCCCGUCUUAAACAAUGUAUACUUUCAGUUUGAUUAUGGGGAUCAAUAAAUGUUACCACCGAGCUUGAA
Molecule: messenger RNA, 2230 nt
Organism: Anopheles stephensi (Asian malaria mosquito)
Lineage: Eukaryota; Metazoa; Arthropoda; Insecta; Diptera; Culicidae
Gene: Art7
Product: protein arginine N-methyltransferase 7
Exons: 1
Coding region: 141-2210 (689 amino acids)
Biological process (GO): peptidyl-arginine methylation
Molecular function (GO): protein-arginine omega-N monomethyltransferase activity
Source: RefSeq, a predicted model, not a curated record